Molecule: messenger RNA, 2547 nt
Organism: Bufo gargarizans (Asiatic toad)
Lineage: Eukaryota; Metazoa; Chordata; Amphibia; Anura; Bufonidae
Product: AFG3-like protein 1
Exons: 16
Coding region: 60-2309 (749 amino acids)
Biological process (GO): mitochondrial protein processing; protein-containing complex assembly
Cellular component (GO): membrane; m-AAA complex
Molecular function (GO): metalloendopeptidase activity; zinc ion binding; ATP hydrolysis activity
Source: RefSeq, a predicted model, not a curated record
CCUUAGGAGCCGAGCAGCUGCUAGUUUCAGUGACAUUGCCUCAGCCCCACUGCAGUGAGAUGAGUGCCGGGCUCGGACGCCUGUUCUCCUCCGGGGUUGUGCGAUGUUGUCGGGCCGGCUGGUGGCGGGGUCUGUCCUGCGGGGCCGGGGCACGUCAGUCUCUGAGAGGAAGCCUGCUAUUACACCAGCAUCUCCAAUGGAGGCCGUCACCGACCUUAUCAUUUUUGGGCUCCAAGCCCUCUAGAGACAAGGCAAAAGAACCAGGUUCACAAGGCGGCGGUGGGAACAACAACAGGAAAAAGGAUGGGAACUGGAAAGAACCUGAGUGGUGGCAGCGAGUACAGAAGGGCGAGUUCCCAUGGGAUGAUAAAGAUUUCCGCAGCCUAAUGGUCCUCGCAGCCGGAGUGGUCACCGGAUUUGCAGUGUUUUACUUUAAAGAUUCAGGCAAGGAAAUAAGUUGGAAGGAGUUUGUCCAUCUGUACCUGGAAAGGGGGCUGGUUGAUCGCCUAGAAAUUGUCAAUAAGCAGUUUGUCCGAGUGAUUCCUGCACAUGGGGCCUCUGCGGAGACACAAGCUUGGUUUAACAUCGGCAGCGUGGACAGCUUUGAGCGCAACCUGGAGAUGGUGCAACAGGAUCUGGGGAUCGAACCAGCUGAACGCAUCGCUGUUGUGUAUACCACUGAGAGUGAUGGAUCGUUCCUCUUGAGCCUCAUUCCCUCGCUGCUCAUCGUAGGAUACAUAUUUUAUAGCUUGCGGAGAGGAAUCAUGGGCUCUGUCCGCGGAGGGAAAAGUAGUGGGAUAUUUGGCAUGGGAGAGACGACGGCCAAGAUGAUGAAAGGAAACAUUGAUGUGAAGUUUCGUGAUGUGGCUGGAUGCGAGGAAGCGAAAUUGGAGAUAAUGGAGUUUGUGAAUUUCCUCAAAAACCCCAAACAGUAUCAGAAUUUAGGGGCAAAGAUCCCUCGGGGGGCAAUGCUCACUGGACCCCCUGGUACCGGCAAGACCCUACUUGCAAAGGCCACUGCAGGUGAAGCCAAUGUACCUUUUAUAACUGUGAAUGGAUCGGAGUUCCUGGAAAUGUUUGUUGGCGUUGGCCCAGCCCGGGUGCGGGACAUGUUCACAUUGGCUCGUAAGAAUGCUCCUUGUAUUCUCUUCAUCGAUGAGAUCGAUGCUGUUGGAAGGAAACGAGGACAAGGGAACUUCGGAGGGCACAGCGAGCAAGAAAACACCUUAAACCAGCUGCUGGUAGAAAUGGAUGGUUUUAACUCUGACACAAAUGUGGUGGUCUUGGCAGGCACCAACCGCGCUGAUGUCCUGGAUCCGGCUUUAAUGAGACCAGGACGAUUUGAUCGGCAAAUCUUCAUCGGCCCCCCUGAUAUAAAAGGAAGGGCCUCCAUUUUUAAGGUUCACUUGCGCCCUUUGAAGUUGCCCGAGAGCCUCAACAAGGAUGACCUGUCUCGGAAGUUGGCUGCUCUGACUCCGGGAUUUACGGGUGCUGAUAUCGCCAAUGUCUGCAAUGAAGCGGCUCUGAUUGCAGCGAGACACCUGAAUGAGUAUGUGGUAGAGAAGCACUUCGAGAACGCCAUUGAGCGUGUCAUUGGGGGCCUGGAGAAGAAGACGCAGGUCCUUCAGCCAGAUGAGAAGCGGACAGUGGCGUACCAUGAGGCUGGACAUGCAGUGGUUGGCUGGUUCUUGGAGCACGCAGACCCUCUUCUCAAGGUAUCGAUCAUUCCUCGAGGGAAAGGCUUGGGUUAUGCACAAUACCUCCCUAAAGAGCAGUAUCUGUACACCAAGGAACAAUUAUUUGACCGCAUGUGCAUGAUGCUGGGGGGCCGUGUGGCAGAACAAAUCUUCUUUGGUCGCAUCACGACCGGGGCACAGGAUGAUCUGAAAAAGGUCACGCAGACGGCGUAUGCACAGAUUGUGACGUUUGGAAUGAGCAAGAAGGUGGGUCAGGUGUCCUUUGACCUUGGACGUCAGGGGGAAAUGAUUGCAGAUAGACCCUACAGUGAAGCCACUGCGGAGCUCAUAGACCAGGAGGCGCGGGACCUCAUCCAUUCUGCCUACGAGAGAACCGUGGAACUGGUCACUCAGUGCAGGGAGCAGGUGGAAAAGGUUGGGAAGCUGUUGCUGGAAAAGGAAGUCUUGGAGAAAUCGGACAUGAUCGACCUGUUGGGUCCCAGGCCUUUCCCAGAGAAGUCGUCCUACGAAGAGUUUGUGGAAGGGACGGGAAGCUUUGAAGAGGACACGUCAUUGCCUGAAGGGUUAAAAGACUGGAACCAAGAAAAGGCCGAGGACACGACAAAGCCGUAAAGCAGCAUUUACCUCAUUCUCUGACCUUUGAGUAUAUUACUCAGAUAAUCGGGGACACCAAGAAAACAAUGGGCCAAUUUUAACUACGCAGGACCACACCGUCAGUGCCUCAACAACAACCAGAAGACUUCAAGCAGGGAGUAUAGGAAGCCAUUUUGGUCUUUGGUGGCAGUGAGGUCAGAAGACUUGCUUCUCUACUUGCAUAAAUGAUUGCUGCGCCCUCAGUGGUCAGUCUCUA